AUGGCUCUCGCAACCAAGCUCACGGCGCCGAACGGGCGGUCGUUUACGCUGCCCACCGGUCUCUUCAUCAACAAUGAGUUUGUCAAGGCCGCGUCUGGCAAGCGGCUGUCCAGCGUGAACCCCGCCAACGGCAAGGAAAUCUGCACCGUCGAGGCGGCAGGCGCAGAGGACGUCGACCGGGCCGUCCGGGCGGCGCGGCAGGCGUUCCGGUCCCCCUCGUGGCGCGACAUGACGGGGGCCUCGCGCGGCGCGCUCAUGCACAGGCUGGCGGACCUGGUCGAGCAGCACCAGGAGACGCUCGCGACCAUCGAGACGUGGGACAACGGCAAGCCGUACGGGGUGGCGCUCCACGAGGACCUGCACGAGGUGGCGGCCUGCCUGCGCUACUACGCGGGCUGGGCGGACAAGAUCCACGGGCAGACGAUCCCGACGACGUCGUCGAGGCGCAAGCUCGCGUACACGCUGCGGCAGCCCGUGGGCGUGUGCGCGCAAAUCAUCCCCUGGAACUACCCGCUCGCCAUGGCCGCGUGGAAGCUCGGCCCCGCGCUCGCGACGGGCAACGUCGUCGUCCUCAAGCCCGCCGAGCAGACGCCCCUGUCGAUCCUGUACCUGGCCGACCUCGUCCGCCGGGCGGGCUUCCCCGCGGGCGUCCUCAACGUCGUCAACGGGCUGGGGCGCGACGCGGGCCACGCGCUGGCGAGCCACCGCGGCGUCGACAAGAUUGCUUUCACGGGCUCGACGCCCACGGGCCGCGAGAUCAUGAAGGCCGCGGCGACGAAGCUGAAUAACAUCACGCUCGAGACGGGCGGCAAGUCGCCGCUGCUCGUCUUCGAGGACGCGGACCUCGAGCAGGCCGCCAGGUGGGCCUACGUCGGCAUCAUGAGCAACCAGGGGCAGGUGUGCACGGCGACGUCGCGCCUCCUGGUGCAGGCGUCGGUGGCGGACGAGUUCACGCGCGCGCUGCUCGACGUGGUGCGCGCCGAGGCCAAGACGGGGGACCCGUUCGCCGAGGGGACGACACAUGGGCCGCAGGUGUCGCGCGCGCAGUACGACAAGAUCUUGGGGUUCAUGGAGCGGGCGAGGGAGCAGGGCGCGCGUUGCGAGCUAGGCGGCGGGUCGGCGCAGGGCGAGGUCUCGACCGUGGCAGGCGGGAGCGCGAGCGGAGAGGGCGGCUUCUUCGUGCUGCCGACCGUGUUCUCGGGCGUGACCCGGGACAUGGAGGUGUUCCGCGAGGAGGUCUUCGGCCCGGUCGUCACGGUGACGCCCUUCAGGGACGAGGAGGAGGCGCUGGCGCUCGCCAACGACAGCAUCUACGGGCUGGCGGCGGCCGUCUUCAGCCGGGACGCGGAGCGGUCGCACCGCGUGGCGGCGGCGCUCGAGGCCGGCAUGGUGUGGAUCAACUCGAGCAACGACUCGGAGAUCCAGGUGCCCUUUGGCGGCGUCAAGCAGAGCGGCGUGGGCCGCGAGCUGGGCGAGGCCGGGCUGGCCGCGUACACGGAGAUUAAGGCGGUUCACGUGAACCUGGGGUCGAAGCUGUAGGUUUGAUGUACUUGGU
This is a messenger RNA of Purpureocillium takamizusanense, 1555 nucleotides long. RefSeq names its product mitochondrial aldehyde dehydrogenase. Bases 1 to 1539 code for a protein of 512 amino acids. The record is from RefSeq and is a predicted model, not a curated record. The transcript has 2 exons. Gene Ontology annotation, molecular function: aldehyde dehydrogenase (NAD+) activity. Lineage: Eukaryota; Fungi; Ascomycota; Sordariomycetes; Hypocreales; Ophiocordycipitaceae.